Saccharomyces paradoxus is the source of this 1098-nucleotide messenger RNA. RefSeq names its product RNA export factor GLE2 (gene GLE2). The record is from RefSeq and is a predicted model, not a curated record. NCBI's taxonomy places the organism in Eukaryota, Fungi, Ascomycota, Saccharomycetes, Saccharomycetales, Saccharomycetaceae. The transcript has a single exon. The coding region runs from base 1 to 1098 and encodes 365 amino acids. Gene Ontology annotation, cellular component: nuclear pore. Gene Ontology annotation, molecular function: RNA binding; ubiquitin binding. Gene Ontology annotation, biological process: RNA export from nucleus; transcription-dependent tethering of RNA polymerase II gene DNA at nuclear periphery.
AUGUCUUUUUUUAAUCGAUCAAAUACAACCUCAACUUUAGGAACGAGUACCGCAAUGGCAAAUGAAAAAGAUUUAGCCAAUGACAUCGUCAUUAAUAGCCCAGCGGAGGACUCUAUAUCAGAUAUUGCGUUUUCACCGCAACAAGAUCUCAUGUUUAGCGUCAGUUCCUGGGAUGGUAAGGUGCGUAUUUGGGAUGUCCAAAAUGGUGUACCUCAAGGUAGGGCACAACAUGAAAGUUCCAGCCCCGUAUUAUGUACGAGAUGGUCGAAUGAUGGUACAAAAGUAGCUUCAGGCGGUUGUGAUAACGCUCUGAAAUUGUACGAUGUUGCAAGUGGUCAAUCACAGCAGAUUGGGAUGCAUUCUGCACCAAUAAAGGUAUUACGGUUUGUUCAAUGUGGACCAUCGAACACAGAGUGUAUAGUAACAGGAUCCUGGGAUAAAACUAUAAAAUAUUGGGAUAUGAGGCAACCCCAGCCGGUGUCUACAGUCAUGAUGCCUGAAAGAGUGUAUUCCAUGGAUAGUAGACAAUCUCUGUUAGUGGUAGCUACUGCAGAAAGACAUAUCGCUAUUAUCAAUCUAGCAAACCCAACAACGAUUUUUAAGGCAACCACAUCGCCUUUAAAGUGGCAAACACGAUGUGUGGCAUGUUAUAAUGAAGCAGAUGGAUAUGCGAUUGGUUCAGUGGAAGGCAGAUGCUCCAUAAGGUAUAUCGAUGAUAGUAUGCAGAAAAAGUCAGGUUUUUCAUUCAAAUGCCAUCGUCAAACCAACCCUAAUAGGGCACCUGGCUCUAACGGUCAAUCUCUAGUGUACCCUGUAAAUAGUAUAGCAUUUCACCCAUUGUAUGGCACUUUUGUUACGGCCGGUGGCGAUGGCACAUUCAAUUUCUGGGAUAAGAAUCAAAGGCAUAGAUUGAAAGGCUAUCCUACUUUGCAAGCAUCCAUUCCCGUGUGUAACUUCAAUAGGAAUGGUAGUGUAUUUGCGUACGCUCUAAGUUAUGAUUGGCAUCAAGGUCAUAUGGGUAACAGACCAGAUUAUCCAAACGUCAUUAGACUACAUGCAACAAGCGAUGAAGAAGUUAAAGAGAAAAAGAAAAGGUGA